Messenger RNA from Tinamus guttatus (white-throated tinamou), 1693 nucleotides. The record is from RefSeq and is a predicted model, not a curated record. NCBI's taxonomy places the organism in Eukaryota, Metazoa, Chordata, Aves, Tinamiformes, Tinamidae.
UGAGAAACUCCAAGCAAAGGACGGACGAAGCCCGCACGGAAAAGCGCAGCGUUGCCCUGGAAAGGACACCAUGGUGCGGCGAGUGGCCAUAAUCGGGGCUGGAGCUAGCGGGCUGGCUUCCAUCAAGUGCUGCCUGGAGGAUGGGCUGGAGCCCACCUGCUUCGAACAGAGUGAGGACAUCGGGGGGCUCUGGCGCUAUGUGGGCACAGCGGACUGUGGGAGGACCAGCGUGUACCGGUCCGUCAUCACCAACACCUCCAAGGAGAUGUCCUGCUUCAGUGACUUCCCGUGCCCAGAUAACUUCCCCAAUUUCCUACCCCACCACCAGCUCCUGGAGUAUUUCCGCAUGUACGCUCAGCACUUUGGCCUCCUGCAGCACAUACGCUUCCAGACAACAGUUCGCAGUGUGAGGAAGCGCCCCGAUUUCUCCACCUCAGGCCAGUGGGAUGUUGUCACUGAGACCAAAACAGGCCGAGAGUCGCACAUCUUCGACGCUGUCAUGGUUUGCACUGGCCGGUACCAGGAGCCUAUUUUGCCCUUAGCUUCUUUUCCAGGUAUCGAAACACGCUUUAGAGGCCGGUACCUGCACAGCAGGGAGUACCGAGACACGGAGGGUUUCCAGGGGAAACGAGUGCUCGUGGUCGGCCUCGGGAACACCGGCGGCGACAUCUCCGUGGAGCUGAGCCGCGUGGCUGCGAAGGUGUUUAUCAGUGCCAGGAGCAGCACAUGGGUGGUCAGUCGUAUUUCAUCUCAUGGUUUCCCUUUGGACAUGGUCACUAGAACGCGCUUAAUACACUUUCUUGAAUGGCUUCUCCCAUCAGCCAUCAUGAAAAGGAUCAAGUUUGGGAAGUUCAAUUCAUGGUUUAACCACACAAACUACGGCUUGGCUUCUGUUCAAAGUCCCAAGUUUAACGUAAUUAUAAAUGAAGAGCUGCCAUUCUGCAUCCUCUCUGGGACUGUCGUGUUGAAACCAACGGUGAAGGAGUUCACUGAAAGCUCGGCCGUUUUUGAAGAUGGGACAAUGGAAAACAUCGACGUGGUGGUCUUCACCACGGGAUACGGGUUCUCGUUUCCCUUCCUGGAAGACUCAGUUCGCAGCCUCUUCCAACACAGCUCUUCCCUCUAUAAAAGCAUCUUCCCCCCACAGCUGGAAAAGCCAACACUGGCCAUCGUCGGCUUAAUACAACUGAUGGGCUCUGUGAUGGUGGGAGCAGAAAUGCAGGCGCGCUGGGUGACAAGCGUCUUUGCAGGCUUCAACAAGCUGCCUCCCAUCAGCAGGAUGAUGGAAGAUAUUUCAAAGAAGAAGAAGCAGUUGGCCAAAGGUCCUCCCGAGCAGGUGAACACGCGCAUGAAUUUUGUUAGCUACAUGGAUGACCUUGCCUCGUGCACCGGCGUAAAGCCCAGCCUGCUGUGGCUGCUCCUCACCGACCCCCGCCUGGCCCUGGCUGUGUUUUUCGGGCCCUGCUUGCCCUACCAGUACCGCCUGAGGGGCCGCGGCCGCUGGAGCGGGGCCAGAGGCGCCAUCCUCACGCAGCGGCAGCGGGUGCUGGAGCCCUUGCGAACCCGCAUCGUCGAUGACUCCUUGGGUGGCUCCACGGGCUCCAGCAGGCUGGGACUCCUGGCCUUGCCCCUGCUUCUUCUGCCCCCUUUCCUCCUGUCCUGGCGGAUGCUCAGGCCACAGGCUCAGCUGUAG